UCCAAUCACAGCUGAUCACAUGUAAACACGGAAAUGCCGACAUGUACACUUAUCAGGGCACUGAUGAUCAGUGUGGCCCCAGAAGUGCUCAUCAGUGCCACAUAUCAGUGCCACAUCAAUGCCACAUAUCAGUGCAUACCAGUGCACAUCAAUGCCACAUAUCACUGCCCAUCUGAGCUGCCUUUCAGUGUCACCCAUCAGUGCUAGUCAGUGCCACCUAUCAGUGCUGCCAAUCAGUGCCACCUAUCAGUGCCAGUCCGUGCCGCCUAUCAGUGUUAUGUAUCAGUGCUGCCUUUCAGUGCCCAUCAGUGAUGCCUGUCAAUGCCUAUCAGUGCAACCUACCAGUGCCUCCUCAUCAAUGCCCAUCAGUGCAACUUCAUUAGUGCACAUCAGUGAAGGAGAAAACUCACUUAUUUACAAAAUUGUAUAA
This is a messenger RNA of Staurois parvus, 430 nucleotides long. The record is from the annotation of a GenBank genome assembly. Lineage: Eukaryota; Metazoa; Chordata; Amphibia; Anura; Ranidae.